This is a messenger RNA of Staurois parvus, 312 nucleotides long. The record is from the annotation of a GenBank genome assembly. NCBI's taxonomy places the organism in Eukaryota, Metazoa, Chordata, Amphibia, Anura, Ranidae.
GAAUUACCAAUGUUAAGCAGCGAUGAUCCUGUUUUUUCUUCGCUGUUAAGAAAAAAAACAUAUGAUGAACUGAAGCAUUGGCAUACAGGUCGGCCACUUAGUGACGAUUAUGACAGGACAAAGAAUGAGCAACGUGAUGUUCUGAAAGACAAAAAGGCAUUAAAACAAUACCAAAAACUCCAGCUACAUAAUUAUCGAUAUGGGCAGACGUUAGGGGUGAAAACAUCAACAAAAAUAGCAGUAAAAGAUGAUCAACCGGAUGAGAAAAAGUAUGUUCAUAAAGCUUCUGCUAAGAAAAAACCACCUCAGGUG